This is a messenger RNA of Colletotrichum orchidophilum, 555 nucleotides long. RefSeq lists its product as uncharacterized. The transcript has a single exon. Lineage: Eukaryota; Fungi; Ascomycota; Sordariomycetes; Glomerellales; Glomerellaceae. The record is from RefSeq and is a predicted model, not a curated record. The coding region runs from base 1 to 555 and encodes 184 amino acids.
AUGACAUUCCAAUUCCACAAUUCGAUUCCGGCAAGCUGCCUAGUUCCCGAAGAUGAUGCUAUCGUUAUUAGCAGUGACGACGACUCAGAAGAAGACACAGACGUAAAAUCCGACUUCGAUCACGACGACAGCCGGGCUGGCGGUGGGAAAGCCAACGAUGAAGGCACUGAGGGUGCCGAUACUGAGGAAAUCGAUGACAGCAAAGAUGGCACCAGCAAUGACGGUGUUAAUGGGGCCGUCGCCACUGAUUCUAUCGCCGAUGGCUUUGCUGAUACCGACGACGAUACCUCUGUGGCUGGGACAGCCAGCGACCGCGGAAGAGAAGGUGGCCCAACUGAUGCUGCCGGCACCGCUAUUGAGGAGCGUAUGAAGUUGAUGGUCCAGGAAAUGUCUGCGAUUCGCGCUACGCUCGCCCGAAUUGAAGCCAAGUUGCCUCAGAACGCUGUCCCUCCUGAGGUGAAUCACACAUCCACCGCAAUAACUUCUCUUGGCAAACGCAGGCGAACCAGUCCAGCAAGCGAGGUCCCAAAGAGGCAGAGGAAGGCUCGGGGGUAA